GGCGCUCUAAUUUUCUGCUUGCACUUUCUCCGGCCAUUAUCGAAAAGUGCUUGCCUUGGAUUGCUGGUUGCUAAAUUCGUUUUCAAACCCGAUUCAUCCAAUCGCUAGCUGGCGCCCCAAAAAGUAUUUUGAUCGGUUUUAGUUUAGCUUGGUGGCCAACAAUUGUGUGAGGCAAAAUGUCACAAAUUGCGGACUUAAAAGGCUUCGUUAGUUACGCCCUCGAUUGCACCCGAUUUCGCCUGGUGCGGGACGAGGCGGAUGUGGAAAACGAGGAGCUGGUCUUCGCGCCGGAGAUGGCGCAUCAAAUAUUCGGCGAAUCGGAGAGCAUCUUUGGCUACCGGGAUCUGAAGAUCGAAAUUAUGGCCUCGGCGGGCCCACUGGAUCUGUAUUUCGAUAUCAGCUACACCAAGAAAGUCGAGGAGCUGCAAACGGAGGGUUUGAAGGCGGACGAUGUGGAAAAGUCACUUGCGGACAUGGUGGAGAACGGUAGCUAUUACACUAAUUUGGACGAGUUCAAGCGCAUCCAUGCGUCCAAAACACCAGCGUUCCGACCGCUAGGUACGAAAGUGGAUGAGUUUACCUAUCCGUUGCACGGUCGGGAUACAGGGACGCGCACAUUUGAGGUGUACGUGUCCUCGGCCGAAAAUGCUGAAUAUAUGAAAUUCCACACACGCUUGGAAAUGUUUUCAUUUUGGUACAUCGAUGGAUUUAGCAGAGUCGAGAUUGAUCCACUGUGGCUGUUUUUCACCGUGUACGAACGUUACGGAGCAGACAACAACAAUGAAUCUGCGACAGAUCGCUCCGCGAAUGUAAGAUACGCCACCGUUGGGUACGUGAGCGUGUAUCAGUACUACUCUUAUCCGAAGAACGUACGACCACGGGUUAGCCAGAUUUUGAUACUGCCACCAUUCCAGAAGCUGGGCAUUGCGACGCGAUUGAUCAAGCAUACAACUUACGAGUAUUUCCGGAAGAAGGACAACAUUACGGACAUCACCUUCGAGGAACCGAUAGAAGCAAUCCAGCAAAUACGGUCGGUGGUGGAUGCAAUUCGCUGCAAGGAGUUGCCCGGCUUCGCGCCCGACAAGCUGCUCGCCGGAUUCUCGAAGGAUAUGCUACAUCAGGCGCGUGAAACCUACCUCAUCAAUCCGAAGCAGUGCCGUGUGGUAUACGAGAUAUUGCGGCUUGGCGUUACCGAUACGGAUAACGCGGAACAGUAUCGUGCGUACCGGAUCGAGGUAAAGAAGCGUCUCAACAUGAACUACAGCCGCCAUCGGCGUGAUCUGGCCCGGGCGAAGAAGCGCGGUGUGGAUGUGACGGUCGCAAUGUGCGGAAUUCCGAGCGUUUCCGAGCGAAUUGAAUCUUUGAACGCGGAAUACAAGGCGGUGGAAGAGAUCUACGGGCAGGUUUUGCAGAAGCUUUUGGCCAGAGGCUAAUCCAUGAGAGAGACGAGCUUUCUUGUUCGUUGUGUCACUGUUGGCGUUUUAUUUCUUCUAUGUACGCGCAAGUUUUCUUUUCUAUCUUAUCGUUUUGUGUUUAGUUCUUUUUGGUUUAUAAGUAAAAUUAGAACCCCUGUGUUAGAAUGGUAUUAAACAUCUUCGUACGAUACAA
Anopheles moucheti is the source of this 1608-nucleotide messenger RNA. It is a transcript of the gene Hat1, whose product is annotated as histone acetyltransferase type B catalytic subunit. The record is from RefSeq and is a predicted model, not a curated record. Gene Ontology annotation, cellular component: nucleus. Gene Ontology annotation, biological process: subtelomeric heterochromatin formation. Lineage: Eukaryota; Metazoa; Arthropoda; Insecta; Diptera; Culicidae. The transcript has 3 exons. Gene Ontology annotation, molecular function: histone H4 acetyltransferase activity; histone binding. The coding region runs from base 177 to 1433 and encodes 418 amino acids.